Podospora anserina S mat+ is the source of this 561-nucleotide messenger RNA. RefSeq lists its product as uncharacterized. Gene Ontology annotation, molecular function: nucleic acid binding. Bases 1 to 561 code for a protein of 186 amino acids. The record is from RefSeq and is a predicted model, not a curated record. Gene Ontology annotation, biological process: DNA integration. Lineage: Eukaryota; Fungi; Ascomycota; Sordariomycetes; Sordariales; Podosporaceae. The transcript has a single exon.
AUGCGCGCUAGAGUGCUCGACGAAGUGCACGCCAGAAAGACGACUGCCCACCCAGGGAGAAAUAAGACGAGGUCUUUGAUUAAAACUCAUUACUGGUGGCCAGGUAUAUCCAUAGAUUCUGACAAAUAUGUCUCCAAUUGCCUGACGUGCCGAGCCUCAAAGGUUCCAAGGGACAAAACGCCAGGUUUCCUACACCCGCUCCCGGUGCCUGAACGAGGAUGGAAGGAUUUGGCAGUAGACUUCAAGUCAAUGCCGAAGGACAAGAAUCGAUACGACAACCUGAUGGUCAUCGUUGAUCGGUUGAGCAAAGCGACUUGGGCAACACCAUGCUUCGUCAAUGCCACGGCCCGCGAUGCCGCCAAGAUGUACUACAACGGUCCUUUCCGUAUUUUCCAGUUUCCCGACACCGUUGUAUCGGACAGAGGACCCCAAUUUGUGUCCGACUUUACCGACGAACUGAGCAAGAUCAUGGGAGUCACCUGGCGCCUUUCCACGGCUGGUCAUUCCCAAACCGCUGGCCAGGUGGAGAUCUUAAAUCAGAUUGUGUGGAUGGAGUUUUGA